Messenger RNA from Purpureocillium lilacinum, 1647 nucleotides. RefSeq lists its product as uncharacterized. NCBI's taxonomy places the organism in Eukaryota, Fungi, Ascomycota, Sordariomycetes, Hypocreales, Ophiocordycipitaceae. The record is from RefSeq and is a predicted model, not a curated record.
AUGGAGGUCUCGUGGCAGACUGUGGCAGAGCGCUUCCAAAAGAACCGCGCCGCCGCCAUACCCCCCCGGUGGGUGAUCCCGCCCAAGAAGCUCGAGGAGACGCAACGCUCAACCACCCGGCCGCUCGACCUCCUCCCGCGCCUCCUCUCCCACCAUGAGCUGCAAAUCACCUCCCUCGGGGCCGGCGCCCUCGCGCAGGCCAUCCGCACCGGCGCCUUCUCCUGCCUGCAGGUCACCGAGGCCUUCUGCCACCAGGCCGCCGUCGCCCAGCAGCUGACCAACUGCCUGACGGAGAUCUUCUUCGCCGAGGCCAUGGACCGCGCGCGCCAGCUCGACGACCUGCUCAUCGCCAACAAGGGCAAGCCCGUCGGCCCGCUGCACGGCGUGCCCAUCUCCGUCAAGGACCACAUCAACGUCAAGGGCCACCACACCACGUCUGGGUACGUCGCCUACGCGGAGAAGAGCACACCCCGGGGCGAGGACGCGCCGCUCGCCGCCGCGCUGCGCGAGGCCGGCGCCAUCCUCUACUGCAAGACGAACAACCCGCAGUGCAUGAUGGUCCUCGAGACGGUCAACAACAUCUACGGCCGCACGCUGAACCCCUGGAACACGAAACUCGGCGCUGGUGGCUCCAGUGGCGGCGAGGGCGCCCUGUUGGCCCAGCACGGGUCGCCUCUGGGCGUCGGGACAGACAUUGGCGGGUCGAUUCGCAUCCCUGCCGCCUUCAAUGGCCUGUACGGCUUCAAACCCUCGGCGAAGCGCGUCUCCACGGGCGGCUGGGAGGUGACGCUGACCGGGCAAGAGUCCAUCCACGCAGUCACUGGCCCGCUGGGACACAAUGUCGAGGACCUCGAUCUCUUCCAGCAGGUCGUCACAGACGCGAAGCCCUGGCUCAGGGAGCCGCUGCUCAAGAUGCCCUGGCAGUCACAAAUCGAGGCCAUGAAGGGGCAUAAGCUGACGGUCGGCGUCAUGCUGUGGGACGAGGUCGUGAUGCCACACCCCUACAUCACGAGGGUCAUCAAAGACGUGGCGAAAAAGCUGGACGCAGCCGGCCACGAAGUUGUCCCCUUCAAGCCGUUUGACCACAAGCGGGCAUGGGAGGAGAUCCUCCUGCCGCUCUACUUCACGGACGGUGGGUUGGACAUCAAGCAGACGCUUUUCGCAGGCAACGAGCCCAUCUUCCCCGCGGCAAAGCGACUGCUGGACAACCCCAUUGUGCAGCGGCGCAUGGUCCAGGAAGUUUGGCAGUUCAACAAAGCUCGGGACGCGUACCGCAUCGCCUACCUCCGCAAGUGGGCCGAGACGGCCAAGGAGACGGAAUCGGGCCGCCCGAUCGACGUCCUCAUCUGCCCCGUGGCGGGCCUCAACGGCAUGCCGCACGACGUGAUGCCGUGGUGGGGAUACGCCGCGCAGUGGAACCUGCUCGACUACCCGUGCGGCGUGCUGCCCGCUGGCACCGUGCUGGAGAGCGACGAGUAUCCCAACGGCUACGAGCCAGUCAACGAUCUGGACAGGGAGAAUAUGAAUCUUUACGACAACAAAAUGUACCGGGACAUGCCCGUUGCGAUUCAGGUGGUUGGGCCGACACAUGAGGAUGAAAAGGUGCUGGGUGCAAUGAGCAUCAUUGACGAGGUCGUGAAGGGGUAG